UAACCAUGUACCUUAUCUUGUCUUUUCACAGACUAAUGACUACUGGCCUUUGGCUUAGGACAAUAAAUUGAUAAAGGAUAUUGUCAUAAGAGCUUAAGUUAUAGUGUGAAGCUUCAAGCCUUAACAUCUUUCUUCUUAAAUUUGUGGUUGAACCAUAUUUUUUAUAUUGAUUAAAAGUAGAGGUCAUUUUAUUACAGUUACAUACCAUGGCAUCAAGCUCCAGUUCUUCUGGCGGAGACUUCAGACGCAAGUGGGACAGAGAUGAAUAUGAAGAGCUUGCUAAAAAGCGGUUGCGAGAAGAGGAAGAUGAAGCACUUGACCAUGAUUCUAAAGGAGCCUCUGUGAAGCGUGAACUGCUCAGACAGCGAGACUACAAAGUUGACCUUGACUCCAAGCUUGGCAAGAAUCAAGUCAUCACUAAAACAACACCUACAUCACAGUCUGGAGGAUAUUACUGCAAUGUAUGUGACUGCGUCGUUAAAGACUCCAUCAAUUUCCUGGAUCACAUUAAUGGCAAAAAACAUCAGAGAAAUCUUGGAAUGUCCAUGAAAGUUGAGCGUUCCUCGCUUGAACAGGUCAAGAAACGUUUUGAAAUGAACAAGAAGAAGAUGGAAGAAAAGAAGAAAGAAUACGAUGUUGAGCAGCGACUGAAGGAACUUAAAGAGGAGGACGAAAGGAUGCGCGCAUACAGACGAGAGAAGAAGAAAGACAAGAAGCGCAAGACCGCACCUACUGAAGAGUCGGAAGUUGAUCCUGAAAUGGCCAAGUUAAUGGGAUUUGGAGGUUUUGGAUCUAGCAAGAAGUUGUGAUUGUGUACAUUGAUAAUCCGUUUAGAAUAAGCGCCGUUUUUUAUUUAAAUAAAAUCGUAAUCAUUAUAA
This is a messenger RNA of Hyalella azteca, 878 nucleotides long. RefSeq names its product zinc finger matrin-type protein 2. Gene Ontology annotation, cellular component: U4/U6 x U5 tri-snRNP complex; spliceosomal complex. The transcript is spliced from 6 exons. Lineage: Eukaryota; Metazoa; Arthropoda; Malacostraca; Amphipoda; Hyalellidae. The record is from RefSeq and is a predicted model, not a curated record. Gene Ontology annotation, biological process: mRNA splicing, via spliceosome. Gene Ontology annotation, molecular function: nucleic acid binding; zinc ion binding. The coding region runs from base 207 to 809 and encodes 200 amino acids.